Drosophila eugracilis is the source of this 1349-nucleotide messenger RNA. RefSeq names its product tricarboxylate transport protein, mitochondrial-like. The transcript has 2 exons. Bases 108 to 1061 code for a protein of 317 amino acids. The record is from RefSeq and is a predicted model, not a curated record. Lineage: Eukaryota; Metazoa; Arthropoda; Insecta; Diptera; Drosophilidae. Gene Ontology annotation, biological process: mitochondrial citrate transmembrane transport.
UGUAAAUAAUUUCCACUCGAACAUAAUUCAUAAGGAAGACUAUGUUUUUCACAACAGUGUAUACGUUUUCCAUCUCCAGCUAAACUCUUACCUUACACUUAGUCAGCAUGAAUCGCUCAAUCAUCGCGGCCCUGGUCAGUCCAUACCGCCGGCGUCCAUGGAUGUCCGAGCAUGGAGCUGCAGCACCGGCCGGUGGACAGGUGGGCCUAAAGGGCAUUGUCGCCGGUGGUAUUACUGGCGGCAUCGAGAUAUGCAUCACCUAUCCCACCGAGUUCGUAAAGACACAGCUGCAGCUGGACGAAAAGGGAGCGGCCAAGAAGUACAAUGGCAUCUUCGACUGCGUCAAGAAAACUGUGCAACAGCGCGGAUUCCUGGGUCUCUAUCGCGGUCUUAGUGUGCUGGUCUACGGCAGUAUUCCCAAGUCUGCGGCAAGAUUCGGUGCCUUUGAAUUCUUGAAGUCGAAUGCUGUGGACUCUCGAGGACAACUGAGCAACUCUGGAAAGUUGCUUUGCGGUUUGGGGGCUGGCGUCUGCGAGGCCAUUGUAGCUGUUACCCCAAUGGAGACCAUCAAGGUGAAAUUUAUUAAUGACCAGCGCAGCGCCAAUCCCAAAUUCAAGGGCUUUGUUCAUGGAGUUACCCAGAUUGUGAAGACAGAGGGUAUCUCGGGAGUUUACAAGGGUCUUACGAUGACCGUAUUGAAACAGGGAUCUAAUCAAGCCAUCCGCUUCUUCGUAUUGGAGUCAUUAAAGGAUAUGUAUAAGGGAAAUGAUCCUAAUAAGCCAGUUCCCAAAUUGGUGGUGGGAGCUUUUGGAGUUAUCGCUGGAGCGGCCUCUGUGUUCGGUAAUACCCCGCUCGAUGUGGUUAAAACAAGGAUGCAGGGCCUGGAGGCAUCGAAAUACAAAAACUCUGCCCACUGUGCACUGCAGAUCAUGAAAAACGAAGGCCCCGCUGCCUUCUACAAGGGCACUGUGCCUCGUUUGGGUCGCGUGUGCCUGGAUGUAGCCAUCACCUUCAUGAUCUACGACUCCUUCAUGGACCUGUUCAACAAGCUGUGGGUGUAACCACUGCUGGCGGCUUAGUUACUUAGAUCAUCCCUUCCCCAACUCGUGCAUUUCUUUCUCUGUACCCAUUGACCAAGUCGGCUGUUGCAAUAGUUUCUAGUUUUGUGACAUAUUCCAAGAAGCAUUUUAUAUAUACCGUUUACCCAUUAUGGGUAUGUGGCUAAAGAAAUUUAUACAGCUGAUUUAAAUAUUGAAUUAAAUUGAAAUGUGUGUUUGAAAUUGCUUUCUGAUUAUUACUUGGGGCAAAAUGGCCAUUUCUUUCGAAUAAAGUUCUUUAUACUUAGACAA